AUGGGCACCUACAAGAAGGUGGCGUACACGGGGCCGGUGUCGGCCGACCCCCGGCAGUCGCACCCGAUCCGCUACCUGUGCCGCAACCUGCAGGAGGAGGAGAACCAGGCGCUGGCCGCCAAGCUGCAGGACAGGGUGCGCCUGCUCCGCUCGCUGUCCAUCGAGAUCGGCGCCGAGGUGCGCUACCAGAACAGCCUGCUGGGCCACCUCGACGACGACCUGGACAGGACGGACGGCGUGCUGCACAAGGCCGUCACCCGGGUGGCGCACCUCGCCAGGAGCCCCCAGUACUACUACUUCGUCAUCAUCUUCCUGUUCUCCGUGGCGUGCUUCGCCACCGUGUGGUGCGUCGUCAGGUUCCGGUGA
Messenger RNA from Thrips palmi, 366 nucleotides. Its product is annotated as BET1 homolog. Bases 1 to 366 code for a protein of 121 amino acids. Gene Ontology annotation, molecular function: SNAP receptor activity. Lineage: Eukaryota; Metazoa; Arthropoda; Insecta; Thysanoptera; Thripidae. Gene Ontology annotation, cellular component: Golgi trans cisterna; SNARE complex. The transcript has a single exon. The record is from RefSeq and is a predicted model, not a curated record. Gene Ontology annotation, biological process: endoplasmic reticulum to Golgi vesicle-mediated transport; vesicle fusion with Golgi apparatus.